AUGCAGAUUGCUUGGUUCCGGGACGGGUCGCGAAUAGCGACGUUGGGUGCAAGGUUAGUGGGUGGAGGAACGUUACGAAUCCUGUCCGUGACGAGUCAAAGCGCUGUCUGCGAAAAGCAAUAUGAUGAUGUUGGGUAUCUCAAAGAGAGCGAUCUGCGCCAGUUCAUCGAUACGAAUGAGGGCAAACUCACGGCGGCGGAUCUAGAGAGGAAACUGGAGAGGAAACUAAGGAUUCGGCAAAAGGGAGAUGGAGUGUUCUACAAGACAGGAGAUGACGAAAUCCGCCUAGCAACCGUUGUGGGAGAUCGUUGGUUCUGUUCUACUUCAGGUCGGCACAUUGCGAUCCAGGUAGAAGCAAAACUGUACUUUUACGAGCUCGUGCAGUAG
Molecule: messenger RNA, 387 nt
Organism: Chondrus crispus (carragheen)
Lineage: Eukaryota; Rhodophyta; Florideophyceae; Gigartinales; Gigartinaceae
Exons: 1
Coding region: 1-387 (128 amino acids)
Source: RefSeq, a predicted model, not a curated record